Nicotiana attenuata is the source of this 2014-nucleotide messenger RNA. Its product is annotated as protein NRT1/ PTR FAMILY 1.1-like. NCBI's taxonomy places the organism in Eukaryota, Viridiplantae, Streptophyta, Magnoliopsida, Solanales, Solanaceae. Bases 177 to 1922 code for a protein of 581 amino acids. The transcript has 6 exons. Gene Ontology annotation, biological process: transmembrane transport; oligopeptide transport. Gene Ontology annotation, cellular component: plasma membrane. Gene Ontology annotation, molecular function: transmembrane transporter activity. The record is from RefSeq and is a predicted model, not a curated record.
UCUUCUGUUGUUCUUUUUCCCUACAUCUACGUUUUCCUUUUUUGGGUACUUGUACUAACUUUGUACGCAGAACAGUGACUUUUUUGUAUCCAAUCAGGUCAUCGUUUCAACUAAUAUUUUAGGGAGAAGAAUCUCUUCUAUCUAGCAAUAGGACUUGUUCAACCAUAUCUGUCGUGAUGGAAAUGAAAGGAAGUUCUUCUGAUUUAGUGGAAACUUCAGGGGAUGUCUCAAAUAGCAAGAAAGGUGGCCUUAAAACCAUGCCAUUUAUUAUCGCAAAUGAGGCAUUGGAAAGGGCUGCAGGCGUUGGACUAAGCGCGAAUAUGAUCUUGUACUUGACGAAAGAGUAUCACUGGGAAAAUGCUACUGGAGCUAGCAUCCUUUUCUGGUGGGGUUCUAUCGCAAAUUUCAUGCCUAUCUUUGGAGCUCUCCUUGCUGAUUCUUACUUGGGUCGCUAUUUUGUGAUUGCUUUAGGAACAUUUGUCAGCCUUAUGGGAAUGGUGGUAUUGUGGUUAACAGCUAUACUAAAAGAAGCAAAGCCACAUUCUUGCAACCUAGAAGCAGGAAAUUGUUCAAAACCAGACUUUGGCCAGGUCGCACUUCUGUUUGCAUCAUUUGCAUUAAUGUCCAUAGGAGCGGGGUGUAUUAAGCCGUGUGCUUUAGCCUUUGGAGCUGAUCAAUUCAACAAACCUGAGAAUCCGGACAAUGGAAAGAUCUUGCAGAGUUUCUUCAAUUGGUAUUAUGCAUCAGUUUGCAUAUCAACCUUGAUUUCCAUGACAGUUAUAGUGUAUAUUCAGGCUCAAUUUGGCUGGAUUGUGGGCUUUGGAGUGUCAGCAUGCCUCAUGCUGUUGGCAGCUGCUACGUUUCUUUUGGGUGCUAAACUUUUCAUUAGGAUCAAAGCAAACAAGAGCCUGGUCACUAGUUUUGUCCAAGUUGUAGCUGCGGCAUGGAAAAACAAACAUCUUUCUUUGCCUCCAGUGGAUUCUGAUGAGUUGUAUCAUCAUGACAAGGGUUCAAGGCUUACUAUUCCAACAAACAAACUAAGGUUCUUAAAUAAGGCGUGCAUCAUUAGAAACCCUGAGAAAGAUUUAAAUCCAGAUGGAACAGCUUCAGACCCAUGGAAACUGUGCACGGUUCAACAAGUGGAAGGAAUGAAAGCCCUGCUCAAGGUAUUGCCCAUAUGGUCAUCAGGCAUCAUGGUAGCAGUAACCCUGAACCAGCAUGCCUUUCCAGUACUCCAAGCAAACACAAUGGACAGACACCUUGUUGGAAACUUCAAUAUCCCACCAGGCUCAUUUAGUGCUUUUGCAAUCAUUACAUUGACAAUAUGUGUAGCCAUCUAUGACAGAAUCCUCGUGCCCCAGAUGUCAAAGAUCACCAAGAACCCACGUGGCCUGAGCUUUAAACAACGAAUGGGAAUCGGUAUCUUGCUCUCUUGUGCAGCUCAGGCAGUGGCAGCAUUGGUGGAAAAGGAACGACGGGCGCGAGCCCUUAGUGAUGGGCUAGCAAUCCAUCCAUUUUCACAAGUGAACAUGUCAGCAUUCUGGCUAAUACCACAGAACAACUUAACUGGACUAGCUGAGGCAUUCAAUAUAAUUGGGCAGAUAGAAUUCUACUACUCACAGUUCCCCAAAAGCAUGGCAAGUAUUGGAGUAGCACUACUCGCACUGGGCAUGGGACUUGGAAACUUGGUGGGGAAUCUUAUUGUGAAAUAUGCUUCAACAAGAGGAGGGAAACAAAGUUGGGUAUCAAAUAACUUAAAUUUGGGUCACUAUGAUUAUUACUAUUGGCUACUUUGCUUUCUGAGCAUGGUGAAUUUCUUCUACUUCAUCUUGUGUGCCUGGGCUUAUGGAUCCACUGAAGAACAACAGAAAAUAUGGGAUGUUGAACAAGUUGAAAAGGAAGGAGACAUGCUCAUAUUGUAGACUUGUUUUAGUUCGAAAAUGUAAAAUAUAUUUACACAGUCUGCCACUUAAUUUAGCCCAGGUUUAAUUUCUACACACACACCUUUAGUAGA